AUGCACAUUCGCUUGAUUCUCUCGCUUGUGCUAAUCCAGCACGCAGCCUCCAUGGUGAUUCCCCUGCUUGAUGAAAUCGGCCUCGGCUCUCUCUUCAACAGGGACGGCUCUUCUUCCAAUAAGCCGGAAAACUUGAAACCCAGAAAUGGCCCAGCUCCUUUAUUCAGAGUAAGCAACGCCGUGACCAACAGAUACAUUGUCGUGUACAACGACGAGGUGACCGAUGAGGACGUUAGUUCCCACAACAGCUGGAUCUCGUCUGUGGCUGAAAAACGAGACCAGACGGACGAACAAGACGACGAGCGCAAACUUGAGUUUUUUGGCUUGCCCCGUUUCCGGGGAUACCUGGGCUGGUUCCCAGAAAAUAUCUUAAAAUCCAUCCAAGACAGCCCUCAGAUCAAGUACGUUGAACAGGAUGCCCGUGUGCACAUGUACGACACCUCGUACCAGGACGACGCCACAUGGGGCCUUACACGUCUUUCCGAACGUGGUGAUAACGGUUCUUCUGACGCUUUUGUGUACGAUUCCAAAGCAGGAAGCGGUGUAGUUGCGUAUGUGCUUGAUACUGGAGUGAGAGCGUGGGAUGGAGACUUUGAAGGACGGGCAAAGUACCGCAAGUCAUUGGCAUUCCCAGGCAUUCCUGUGGACAUGCACGGUCAUGGCACACACGUUGCUGGCACGGUGGGUUCCAAAACGUGGGGUGUAGCGAAAAAAGUGGAAAUCGUGGGUGUAGGUGUUUUGGGGCCUCUUGGCACGGGCAAGAACUCCGACAUUAUUCGUGGCAUCGAGCAUGCGGUGAAGGGCCACGAAGAAAACGUUAAAAAAGGCACCAAAGGAUUUAGAGGCUCGGCCAUCAACUUGUCCGUUGGCGGAAGUGCCCUGGGAGCCUUGGACGCUGCGGUGAACGCUGCCAUUGAUGCUGGAGUCCACGUUGUUGCAGCCGCUGGAAACGACAACCUUGAUGCCUGUGAUUUUUCACCCAGCAGAGCCGAAAGAGUCAUCACUGUAGGAGCUGUGGAUGAAAACGACCAGAAAGCGAAUUUCUCCAACUACGGCAAGUGCGUGGACAUCCAUGCUCCUGGUGUUGAUAUCGAGUCGGUGGGGCUCUCCACCAGCCCUACGCUCAUGUCUGGCACCUCCAUGGCAGCACCGCAUGUCACCGGGUUGGUUGCGUAUUUUUUGUCGUUGCAGCCGGGUUUGGGGUCCGAGUUUAGCGGCGACCUUGUGGAUCCAGCGGAAAUGAAAAGCAGGCUUCUUGACUACGGCACCAAAAACGUGCUCAAGGGUCUUAGCUCGGAUACAGUGAAUCUCAUGGCGUACAACGGAGCCGAGAACGCCACGGGGAUCUGGGCAUAG
Messenger RNA from Candidozyma duobushaemuli, 1356 nucleotides. RefSeq names its product S8 family peptidase. The record is from RefSeq and is a predicted model, not a curated record. Gene Ontology annotation, molecular function: serine-type endopeptidase activity. The transcript has a single exon. The coding region runs from base 1 to 1356 and encodes 451 amino acids. Gene Ontology annotation, biological process: proteolysis. Lineage: Eukaryota; Fungi; Ascomycota; Pichiomycetes; Serinales; Metschnikowiaceae.